UGUAACAAAAAAAUGGAAAUUUAUAUACUUGUGGAUGUGGAAAAUUUGGUCGCCUUGGACUUGAAAGUAAAGAAGAGGACACGCUAAUGUUUACAGCUGUAAACCUGGCCGGAAAGUUAGGAAAAGUGAAUCAGGUGUCCUGUGGAUCUUGGCAUGCAUCAGCUGUGACAGAAUCUGGUCAGAUUUUCAUCUGGGGCCAUAAAAAAGCUGCUGGGAAUGCUGUUGGUACCAGUACAUCUGAUGGUUCCUUGUCAGGGCUGCCACGCCUCCUGUCAUUUACAGCUGAACUUAGAAUUGCUGGUGUGUCUUGUGGACAUAACUAUACCUAUGCCUGGACUGUGGAUGGUCAAGUGUUUUCUUGGGGAAGUGGACAUUGUGGAGUGCUAGGUCAUGGGUCUGAUAAAGACUUUCUACAACCUACAAAAGUGAAUAAGCUGUCAGAAGUGACAGUGAAAAGUAUUGGGGCUGGUCACAGCCAUUGUGGCAUUGUCACAGCUGAUGGUUUAUUGUUUACUGUUGGUAAAGGACGCGACGGUGCUCUGGGUCUUGGGAAAUCUCUGCUGAAUGAUGUUUUCUAUCCAACUAAAUGUUCAACUGAUGAAGAUAUUAUUGCUGUCAGUUGCAGCAAGGGAGAUCACCAUGGCCACACUUUAGCUCUAACUAAAGAGGGGAAAGUCCUGUCUUGGGGAGAUGGAUAUAAAGGGAAACUAGGACUUGGCCAUCAUAAUGUAAUGUACAGCCCAUCAGCCAUACCUCAAGAAUAUUUCAGUGGUGAGAAGGUGGUGUCCUUAGCUGCAGGGGGCAUUCACUCCUGUGCUGCAACACUGACUGGUAAAGUCUACACUUGGGGAUGUGGAAGCGAUGGUCGCCUAGGCCAUAAAGAUGGAGAAAAGCACAGAUAUUUAUUCCGCUCAGACAUUCCAAGAUUAGUAGAAGAUUUGCCCAAAAAUAGCAAUUAUGUUGCAGUAAGCUCAUCAUAUUAUCAUACAGCUGCACUCAUUGAUUAGUUACACCAAAGUAAAACUAAUGACAUUUUUAUUGAAAACUGUAGAUACAAUUAUGUUAUUGUAACAUUAUCUACGACUAGGAACAACACAAGGAGUCAGACUAAAUCUUCUACAAAGAAUUAAUAUAAAGGGAUAACUGCUACCUACCUUUAAUUAUAAAAUGCAAGUUUCAUAUUUCUGUUGUCAUUCGUAUCAGCACUUUUCAAUAAAGAUCUAAAUAUUUUAUUGUUUACACAUAUUAAUCUUUUAUUUAAAUUUAAACAUGUUCGAUUGAUCUCAGUUUUAUCUUUUUUGCAGUACAAUGUUUACAAUUUACUACUUCAACAAGACUAUUAUUUUCUUUCAUGUAUGCAUAUUGCAGCU
Messenger RNA from Physella acuta, 1370 nucleotides. RefSeq names its product putative E3 ubiquitin-protein ligase HERC3. The record is from RefSeq and is a predicted model, not a curated record. NCBI's taxonomy places the organism in Eukaryota, Metazoa, Mollusca, Gastropoda, Physidae.